AGGACGUGUUCUGGGGAAGCCAGAGCUGUAGCCGGCGCGGCUGGCGCCAUGGAGCCGCUGUACCAACAAACGCACAAGCAGGUCCACGAGAUCCAGUCUCACAUGGGACGCCUGGAGACGGCAGACAAGCAGUCUCUGCACUUAGUAGAAAACGAAAUCCAAGCAAGAAUAGACCAGAUAUUCAGCCAUCUAGAACGUCUGGAGAUUUUGUCCAGCAAGGAACCCCCUAACAAAAGGCAGAGUGCCAAACUUCGAGUUGACCAGUUGAAGUAUGAUGUCCAGCACCUGCAGACUGCUCUCAGAAACUUCCAGCACCAGCGCUGUGCAAGGGAGGAGCAGGAGAGGCAGCGAGAGGAGCUUCUGUCUCGAACUUUCACCCCUAAUGGGACUCAGAAGAAGAUCCUAGACAUUGCCAACAUGCUGGGCUUGUCCAACACGGUGAUGAGGCUCAUUGAGAAGCGGGCUUUCCAGGAUAAGUACUUUAUGAUCGGCGGCAUGCUGCUCACCUGUGUGGUCAUGUUCCUCGUGGUGCACUACCUGACAUGAGCCAGCCCAGCUCAGCGGCUGAACAGUGUUCCCACCGUGUGAGUGUGUGUGAGUGUGUGUGCGUGCAAGAAAGAGAGGGCCCAAGAGGUUGCCUUUUGAAAUGUAUGCCCAUCAUAACUGUGAAGACCAUUUGGGAGGAACUGUGAUCUGUAACCUAGUGGAAGUUUCAAACAUGCUGUUUUCUGUGACAUCUUGGAAAGGGAGCACAGUGCUUAGGAAGACCUGUUCCUCUCUCUCUCACUCUCCCUGGGGGAGAAAGUAAUGUAAGGGGAAGGGAUGAAGAAGGAAAGGAGAGGAAAAGAAUGACUUCAGUGGUUUGUCCACAUGGCGGGUGCCCCCGGGAAGGCUCUUGAGGUGGCUUGCAGACAGAACUGUCCACACUCUGCCGUUAUCCAGCCUUUUCUGGCCCCUGAUGGAUAGGCUGGAGUAGAAGUGAAGGAGGGGAAGGAGGCCUUCUUUUCCUGUACCCAUUAUCGUGGACGGAUUUACAUGCUUUUGCUCCUAGCCAUUUCCCCUCUUCUCACCCACCCUGAAAAAAAAAAUGACAUGCAAACAACUUACGGUUGAUACUUGUCAUCCUUCCCUGGAAGCAGUUACCUAGGGGAAACAAAGACAGUGAAGCUGAUGCUGAGAACGAGUAAGAUUUUCCACAUUACAAUUGUUGGGUGUUUUUCCUUUCUAAAGUGAGGCCAGUAUUACUCCCUGAGAGUGUUCUGUCUUGAGGCUCGGGACCCUGGUCACUGCUGUUUUCCAGUUGUUACUAGAAUGGCUGGCUGAUGAGCUUCAGCGUGUGCAGCCUGGUACCCAUGCCCAGCCUCUGGGGAGCUUUUGCCCCAAAGAAGGUGGCUGUGAGCAAAGGUUGGUGAUUUGCUGAUUACAGUCUCACAUCUUGUUUUAGCAUUCUUGGGCCCUCUUCACGUUCUUGAAAUAUAUUAGCAACUGCCAGCCAAGCCCCCAUUCUGCCCAGCCGGUAUGGGCAGAUGCCACCCUGGAGACCGUCCCUGGUGUGUAUGUCCUUGUGAGGCUGUUUUCAGGGAUCAGGAACUUUACCUUCUCUGAUCAACCAUGGAUUGAGGCUUUAUGUUGUGGAAUUUAUUAUAAAGCCAGUCUAUCUUGAAUUCCAUCUAAUGUGAUUAGUCGCUGAGAGUACCAAGAAGACCUGGUUAGCAUAUUUUUUCAUCUGUCGCAGGCUCUGCCCACCUACCCCUCUAGGAUAGGUAGCCUCAUGGCAAGACAUAAGACACAGAAUUCCCCCAGAAGAACUGGAAACCUAGUCUGUGUUGUCUAGUCAGUUGUCUUGCCCCUCACUUCCUGUCUUUGUCUCUUGAACUCUCUUCUUCUUUCCCAUCUUUACUGUGUGUGUUCAGUUCCACCUCCGAUAUUUUACCUUCCACCUGUUUCUUUAGCGACAUUGGUCUCUUUAGGUACAUCUGGGGCAUAGCUCCCCCUUUGGUGAAUUUCUUAUAAUUGUCACAGAUUUUUAACAUGAGUUUCCUGGGUACUGAUUUCACACUUUGAGUCACAUGGGAUCUCGGUUGCUCCCAGCCCUCUGGGCUAAACAGGGACCUUAGGUUUCCAAGGAAGGGGGAGUGCAGCUCCUUCAUAAAGGGAUUGAAGGCUCCACCGGAGUGAACGUGGUAGUUUGGAGGGUGGACAGAGUGGUUGAGGUAUCUUCCGACCUAGCUCUAACUGGGGAGGCACGGUUUGGAAUUUCCAUCUCGUCCAGCCCAGCACCUCUGCCUUUCUGGCACUCAGCACUCCAUAGAAUGAAUGUCUGAACUGCACAGACUUGGCUGCCCUAUCCCUGGGCACAUGAGGAUUCCACCAGACAGCACACCUUGGAAGAAUGUGUGCAAGGAGCAGCUACAUCAUCUGGACUUGAACUCUGGGAGGCAGAAACCUCCCCCCACCACCUGUCCUCCAUUGCCCGUUGGGACACUUCUGUGCCGCGUACACCAGUAUAUCCCAUAUUCGCCUUUAUAACGCUUGCUGGCCUUGAGGAACCAGAAGAAAGGCCCACCUCUGUGCCAGGUCUCCCUACUGUGUAAUAAAAAUUGUGGAGGCAGUUUGUGGGUCUUUACUGCCUGGGGCAAGGGAAUGGCAAUCAGUGU
Messenger RNA from Trichechus manatus latirostris (Florida manatee), 2657 nucleotides. RefSeq names its product golgi SNAP receptor complex member 2 (gene GOSR2). Gene Ontology annotation, cellular component: late endosome membrane; SNARE complex; Golgi apparatus. Gene Ontology annotation, biological process: vesicle fusion; intra-Golgi vesicle-mediated transport. The transcript is spliced from 5 exons. Lineage: Eukaryota; Metazoa; Chordata; Mammalia; Sirenia; Trichechidae. Bases 49 to 546 code for a protein of 165 amino acids. Gene Ontology annotation, molecular function: SNAP receptor activity; SNARE binding. The record is from RefSeq and is a predicted model, not a curated record.